AUGUCGGAUCAGAAGAAUGAGAAAGAGGACUUUGAGUAUGUCGUUUUGGUGGAGUUUGCCCACAAACACUUGGAUUUUCUGCUUCCAGAGUUAUUAUCCGUGUUGGAAAUGAAUGGAGUGAUCAUCCAACAACAUGACAAAGAAGAAGAAAAAGAAGAGGAUAUUGACGACAGUAAAUCUUAUUGUCACAUGCUACCACUCCCCAAUGAAGAACGAUAUCAUCAAGAAACCAAGGCAGCUCCACAGCGGGCAUUUGCCUUGCUGGCGUUUCCAUCGUCAUGGUAUCAUAAAGGCAACAGUCACGCACAACUACGGCCAGAGAAACAUACACAACCACCAGAGGAACGUCAGAAAGAUCCAGAACCAUCAAAAGAAGAGAAGGAUAAGGGUUCAUCGUCUACCAAAACUAUUGCAUCCUUUUUGUCUCGAUGUGUCUUGGUCCGAAGAGUGAUUGAACUCUGGGGCAAACCAGGAACAACCAUUCCAGAGAUGGCAGAAAACACCCAACAAUGGAUUAAAGACAAGACGUCUCUUGGAGCCACAAUCUACCACGAAAUUUGCCAUCCACCCACACAAAGUUGGAAACUCACCAUUCAAACUUUGGGAGCCAAAUACACGCGACAAGAACACGAUGACAUGAGAGCCAAUUUCGCAUUUUUGGAUUUCCCCGGAAAGGUUCAAAUGAAACAACCCGACCACGAAUUUAUACUCAUUCGGGAAAUGGAAUUGGAUACCCAGGGAAAUCCGCUCUAUCCACGACAUGGCCAAUUGCAACAGGAACACGACAAGUCACAACAUCAAACGACCAUUAUCCCACAACACGAUCAACGAUUGCCAUUGGCAUGUUACUUUGGACGUGUAUUGUGGGCACGCGACAAGAACUCGAUGGAACGGUACGAUUUGAAAAACAGAGUCUACCUGGGACCCACGUCCAUGGAUGCCGAAUUGAGCUUUGUCAUGGCCAAUCUGGGACAGGUACAAGAGGACAGUGUCGUGCUCGAUCCCUUUGUCGGCACGGGUUCCAUAUUGGUGUCGUGUGCCAUUCGGGGUGCCUACUGUGUGGGGACGGAUAUUGACAUUCGAGUGUUGCGGGGAAAAGAGGAAAACAUUUACAGCAACUUUCAGCAGUUCCAAUUGCCCCGGCCCGAGUUGAUUCGAAGUGACAAUGCCAUUUAUCAUCGACAUUUUCGAACGUCGGAACCAUGGGUAGAUACGAUUGUGACAGAUCCGCCGUAUGGAAUUCGAGCAGGUGCCCGUAAAUCAGGAUCGCGAUUGGACCAACCCCGUGUCAUUCCGGAGGAACAUCGACAUGACCAUAUCCCCCAAACAAAACCCUACUGCGUGGCUGAUGUCAUGGCUGACUUGCUAGACGUGGCGGCAAGAGCUCUGGUCAUGGGUGGACGGAUGGUCUAUGUCAUUCCCUCCUUUGCCAAAGAUUUCAAUCCGGACGAGGAUUUACCACAACACGAUUGCUUGACAGUGAUUCAUUUGUCCUUUCAACCAUUCACCCAGGAUCUAGGACGACGCAUGGUCACCAUGAAAAAGGUGCACGACUACGAUCCCAAGAUGAGAGAAACCUACCUAGCAAAAACAUGGAAGAAUGGGCCGGCUAGUGCUGAAAAGUGUGCCAAUAUUCGAGAAAAGCUUAUGGAGGCAGCAAAACUCAAGCCUGGCUACGAAGAAAAGUCCCGAGUUCGGAAGCAGAAAAGAAAAGAGCACAAGGAGCAAAAGAAAAAGGCCAAACUUGAGAUCAAUAAGCCACAAGACGGGCAAAAGUCGGAAGAAUAA
Molecule: messenger RNA, 1788 nt
Organism: Seminavis robusta
Lineage: Eukaryota; Bacillariophyta; Bacillariophyceae; Naviculales; Naviculaceae
Source: the annotation of a GenBank genome assembly